UGCUACUCUCAACACAGAUUUGUCGCAAUGUUUUAAAAAGCAAUGUUAUUAAUUUGUAUCAACAAUAAUAAUUGUUGUUAAUGAAAACAAACUAGAUCUAGACUAGAUCUAUAGAAAAUUUUCUAUUCACAAAUAUUAAUAACAACUAAACUUCCAAUUUUAGCUCUAGAUCUAGAUCUAGAUCUUUAAUUACUGAGAAAAGUUGUAACAAUGUUUCGGUUGUUGUUCGGUCAAGUUGUUUCCCUAAAGAAAACACCACUAUUUUUUCGCGUGAAGACAAUUAAAAACACUACACAAAUCACCAGGUACUCGUACCUUUUUUCCUAUGGACCUGGUUUAAUAUCUCGUUUUUCAUCACAUUCCAACCCGUUUGGCAUCAAACCAGCUUCACCUCAGGAUUUGGCCAACAGGAAAGCUCAAGGCUUACCUAAAAAGUUACCUAUAGCAGGAGUUACACAUGUCAUAUUAGUGGCUUCAGGGAAAGGAGGUGUUGGAAAGUCUACCACAGCAGUAAACUUGGCCUUAGCACUAGCAAGUAGUAAUCAAAACUUAAAAAUUGGAAUUUUGGAUGCUGAUGUUUAUGGACCAUCUAUCCCAACACUAAUGAAUUUAUCUGGACAACCUGAGCUCAAUCACCAAAACUUGAUGAUACCACUGAUGAAUUAUGGUGUUAAAUGCAUGUCAAUGGGUUUUCUAGUUGAUGAAAAAUCAGCCAUUGUCUGGAGAGGCCUCAUGGUCAUGUCAGCCAUCCAAAAGCUUUUACGAGAGGUGCUGUGGGGCCCCUUAGAUUACCUAGUUGUAGAUAUGCCUCCAGGUACAGGAGAUGUCCAGCUGUCCAUAUCUCAAAAUAUUCCCGUCUCAGGUUCUAUAGUAGUUACAACUCCACAAGACCUGGCACUGUUGGAUGCUCGCCGAGCUUUAGACAUGUUCCAACAAGUAAAGAUCCCCAACCUUGGAAUCAUAGAGAACAUGAGUGUCUUUAUCUGCCCUAACUGCAAUCACCAUGAACACAUUUUUGGAGAAAAUGGUGGACAUCAAAUUGCUCGAGAAAUGGGACUUGAAAUUCUUGGUGCUGUCCCUUUGAAUGGCUCAAUUUGUAGACUGUCUGACUCUGGUCAUCCAAUAGUGAUAGCCCAGCCAUCUAGUCCAGUUACUGAGGUAUUCAAGUCAAUAGCAGAGAAAGUGAUAAAAAAACUACCUAUACAAGAUCAGACAUCAUUGAGAUAAUACUUGUUGCCUUGCCAUGGUUGAUGUAAAAAUGCUUGUACAAAAGUGGAAAUAUUUAUUUGUAAAUAAAUCAUUCAGAUAUUUCAAAAUUAACCUUUGAUAAAAAAAUUUAUUAUAUGAUUCAAAUGUAACCACAAAGAUUGUAUACAUAGCUUUUUGAAGCCCACCAAUUGUUCUUUAGAACUGACAAGAAAAUGCCACAGAUGUUACCAUUUAAUACUUUUAUACUGUGUACAUAGUUGAUGUUACCUUCAUAGAUGUUUGUUUUACAUAAAGCUGCUUAAAAUAUUGUGCUCUCCACAAAGUGACACUGGAUCAAGGAUAUUCAAGCAUCUUUAUUGCAAGAUGAGUUUUGGCUAUUAACAUAACAGUCAUAAAAGUAAAGAUAAAUAAGUUAUAAACCGAUAAAAAUUAAAAACCUUAUACGUUUCAAAAUUGUCACAUAAAAGUUAUAUGAGAAAUGAUGAUGUAUUCUUUGUAUAAUGCGAAGUAUAAAAAAAAGCCCAGUAGAAAAUUAAACAAGUCAGAAUGAAUAGUAGUGUUGGUGAAUGUUUACUAUUAAAAACUUUUUACAUAUCACAGCCAAAGAAUCAUGAAUUUACAAUCCUUAAGUUAGAUAACAGUUUGGAGCACUUACAUUU
Physella acuta is the source of this 1868-nucleotide messenger RNA. RefSeq names its product iron-sulfur protein NUBPL. Gene Ontology annotation, cellular component: mitochondrion. The record is from RefSeq and is a predicted model, not a curated record. Gene Ontology annotation, molecular function: 4 iron, 4 sulfur cluster binding; ATP-dependent FeS chaperone activity; ATP binding. Gene Ontology annotation, biological process: iron-sulfur cluster assembly; mitochondrial respiratory chain complex I assembly. Lineage: Eukaryota; Metazoa; Mollusca; Gastropoda; Physidae.